AUGGUUUUCAACAAAAGGUAUUUUGUAAAAGGAAGAAAAGAUGGAGGACCUUGUAGUGAAGAGAUAGAACAUGUUGAUUCGGCUUUUACACUCCUUUAUUAUAUCUAUUCCUUAGGUGUACAAGAUUAUUUGCCUUAUUUGAGGUUGGUAGAUUUAGAUGGCCAUGAAAAUAUUGUCAAGAGAGCAAUGUGGGUUGUGAAUAAGUAUCAUGAUCCAAUUAUUGAAGAGCGGAUUCGACAAUGGAGCGAUGGAUCUAUGAAAAAUAGACUGCCUGAAGAUUUGCUAGAUGUUCUUAUAUCUCUUAAGGACGAACACGAGAAUCCAUUGUUAUCAACUGAAGAGAUCAAAGCUCAAGCAACAGUAAGAGAUAUAAUACUUGUAACGGUAGAUAAUCCAGCCAAUGUUGUUGAGUGGGCCAUGGCGGAGAUGAUAAAUCAACCGGAAAUUCUCAAGAACACUGCAGAAGAAAUUGAUAAGGUAGUUGGUAAGAACCGCUGGGUACAAGAAUCUGACUUUCCAAAACUCAAUUAUGCAAAAGCUUGUGCUAGGGAAGCACUUAGACUCCAUCCAAUAGAUCCCUUUAACCUUCCGCAUGUAUCAAAAUCAGAUACAAUUGUAUCAGGAUAUUUUAUCCCCAAAGGAAGUCAUGUAUUAUUAAGUCGCAUAGGAUUAGGCCGGAACCAUAGAAUUUGGCAGGAACCACUGAAGUUCAACCCAGAACGUCAUCUAAUGUCAAAGGAUGGUGGAACAGCUAAUGUGGAUCUCACUGAGCAGGAACUAAGAUUCGUAUCAUUUACUACUGGACGACGAGGAUGUGUUGGUGGUCCACUUGGGACCGCGAUUAGAAUCAUGUUAUUAGCUAGACUUAUUCAAGGAUUAGACUGGAGUCCUCCACCAGGAGAAUCGGUGAUAGAUCUUUCAGAAUCGGCUAAUAAUUAA
Papaver somniferum (opium poppy) is the source of this 939-nucleotide messenger RNA. Its product is annotated as isoleucine N-monooxygenase 2-like. The transcript has 2 exons. The record is from RefSeq and is a predicted model, not a curated record. NCBI's taxonomy places the organism in Eukaryota, Viridiplantae, Streptophyta, Magnoliopsida, Ranunculales, Papaveraceae. Gene Ontology annotation, molecular function: iron ion binding; monooxygenase activity; heme binding. The coding region runs from base 1 to 939 and encodes 312 amino acids.